Molecule: messenger RNA, 2463 nt
Organism: Physcomitrium patens
Lineage: Eukaryota; Viridiplantae; Streptophyta; Bryopsida; Funariales; Funariaceae
Source: RefSeq, a predicted model, not a curated record
AGGCAGUAAAGUAAGUAGAUCACUGCCUCGGCACUGAUUGCAUGCCGCACUCGUAGAUGAACGAGUUUCAUGCAUUCAUCCGUGGGCACAUUCUUUUUCCGGAGGCCUAUAACGCGAUCGCUGUCAUUGCAGAAUGCAUUGCCAAAGUUUCUUCGAGUGUCUUCCUCAGUCUUCUUCUCCUUGUGCUCAUCGAUAGACGCGGCAUUAGUCCGGGUGAGCGGGGCUUGAUAUCGGUGCUUGCGAGUGUCAUUGAUCGCUUGAUCUUUGAGUCGUAAUCCGAAAGUAGGAAUCGUGUUGUUGCGCGCUUCGGAUUGUGGAAGCGGGUUGGUAAUUUGGAGGUGCAGGGGAGAAAGAGGUAGCAGGCGAAGAAGAAAAGGAAGAAGAAGACGCAUGACUUAUUGCAGAGUCUGUGUGGUGUCGAUGGAUGUGGAGUGGAUUCUCUAAUAUUUGCUGCCUCGAAUUGGUAGUUAAUCGGAGGAGUUUUUUUUUGAGAAGAGUUCAGGAACGGUGAGUGAAAAUGCCCAGAUUGUUGCCUAUGAGAUCGAUCGGGGCUCCUUCGAAGGCGAGGAGUAGCAGUGCCAGAAAUCUGGCGCGGGCGACAGCUGAGAAGGGGCGGGAGGAAAUAGCCUCUGGCUUAGGCACGGCGAGUCUCGUGCGAGUACCUUCGCAAACCUUGAAUAUAAACACGAUGGGACUAUUAUCAGCGCAAUUUCAAGCUUGCAAAGGCACGGAGAAAGGUUCUAGGGCGGCGGAAUCGGACGCUGAAAAGAUGAGGAAUAAGUUUUUUGGCAACGGCGUCAAUUCCGAAAACAGAUUUGGGAGUCAGUGCGUGAGCAGUGGGAGCGAGCAUGAGUUUAACUCUGUCUGCCUAGGCGCCAUGGUGAACGGGUUCAUUGAGAAUGAGGCUGACAAUGGCCGAUUCAGUCGGCCGCUGUGCAAUUGCGAGGCGAGUGGUGCAAUGUGUGAUUGCAACGAUUUUGACGAGUCUAUGUCCUCACUCGGAGAACUAGCGGAAUUGUUGACGGGAUUGGUAUCGAGCACCAAUGUUACCGAGCGAGUCUUGCUUGCUGAAGUUAACAAGGCAAUGGCUUCGGCCAGAGAGCUUACAUCCUCUGAGGAUGAUGUUACUUUCUGCUUGAGACGUCAAGUGAUGAAGCAUCUCAGGACCGUAGGUUACAAUGCUGCAAUUUGUAAAUCACGAUGGGACCAUGCUGGGAGUUUUCCUGGUGGCGAUUAUGAGUAUAUCGACGUGGUAUUUGAAAGUGAAAUUGGGAACAGUGAACGAAUUAUCAUCGACAUCGACUUCAGGGCUCAAUUUGAGAUCGCUCGUCCUACAUCUUGCUACAACGCUUUGGUACGCGUGUUACCGACUGUGUUUGUCGGCAAGGCAGAUUGUCUUCUUCAAGUUGUGAACUUCAUGUCCGAUGCUGUGAAGACGUCCCUGAAGGAGCGAGAUAUGCAUUUGCCUCCGUGGAGAAAGCCUGCUUACAUGCGGGCGAAGUGGUUUGCAUUUUACAAACGCACGACCAAUGCUACUGUUCAGAAGACUAGCAACGAUGGUUUUUCCGACAUUUCCCGCAUUGCUGUGAGAGAUCACGGCUGGGACUCCAAGUAUACCGACGUGAUGGAGGUGGACUACCUCAGAGGUGGAGAGAGACGGACAGUGAAGGAUUUUAAGAAUCCUGUCUGCAAGAAUCUUACAGGGGUUCCUUGCAAGCCUUCAGCACCUGAACCUAUCAAAAGCACUGUUGACAAUAAUGAAUGGCAGCCUCCGGUCUUGAAGCCAAGAGUAUUUCAACGACCUUGUCAGGCGGGACUUGCAUCAGUUUUGAGAGAAGCAGGUCUGACUUCCUCGUUUAGAUUGAUCGAAGAGCAACGGCUGGAGCGGAAGAGCUUGCCGAUCCCGGUUUGAGUACCCGACGUCGCUGCACUUCGAUCAUCCUUCACUUGGGUCUGUAAUAUACACACGAUGUAGCGCUUAUUCACAUGAUGUGCAUAUUAUUGUCACAUAUCUUUGCCGCAAGUGUUUUGUCUUUUCAGAUCACGACGGGGCUAGUACUUACGAAAAAUAGUAGAUUGCGAGAGGUUCUUGGGUAUAAGUGUAUGAAAUUUUGGGCUCGACGUUCUGUGGGUGGCAACCUUGGCCCCUUGCACCAGCGUCCCGCUUUGCAGAGAAAUCUAGGAGCACCCACGGGUAACAGGAGAUGAGGGCAGCGGACAAUUUAAUAUGUCGUGGUUUCCGUGCCGGAUUUUUUGACAGUAGGAGCAGUUUGGAAGUGUGAUUUGUGUAUAUAUAUAUAUAUAUAUAUAUAUACUAUUAGGAGCGAGUAUUACCACUCACGGUUGGAUUUUUUCACGAGCCGCAGAACUCAAGGCUCUGAGUUGAGUUUGAUUGCUUCCAUUGCCAACGCUGUUUGGAGAAGUCACAUUUUUUUUGGAAUAAUACAAAACAAUUUCAUCAUC